AUGGGCGGUGCUCUCGGCGGCAAUGCCGCGUACGAUGCAGCGUUGGAGCGGCGACAGGCGCUCAUGGGAGCCAGCGGCGCCAGAGCUCUUGUCAAGAACUUCAAGGUGGCCCGCAUCGCAGCUUUUGCGUGCAUCGGAGGCGUUCUUUACGGCUAUAAUCAGGGCAUGUUCUCGGGAAUAUUGGCUAUGCCAUCUUUUGGGAAACAUAUGGAUGGCUACAUCGAUAAUCCUACUCUCAAAGGCUGGUUGACUGCGAUCCUGGAACUCGGUGCUUGGUUUGGCACCCUGCUUUCUGGUUUUGUGGCUGAAGUCUUCUCGCGAAAGUAUGGUGUUCUGGUUGCGACCGCGGUCUUUAUGCUCGGAGUCAUCAUCCAGAUCACUUCAAUUACUGGCGGCCACGAAUCAAUUCUGGCAGGUCGGGGUAUGGGCGUAGGAAGUCUUUCAAUGAUUGUGCCGCUGUACAAUUCAGAGUGUGCACCUCCUGAGGUCCGCGGAGCCCUUGUUGCCUUGCAGCAGCUCGCUAUCACGUUUGGAAUCAUGAUCAGUUUCUGGAUCGACUAUGGGUGCAAUUACAUUGGAGGGACAGAAGAGGAGACUCAAUCAGACGCUGCCUGGCUGGUUCCAAUCUGCCUUCAGCUCGGACCGGCCAUUGACGAGGCCCGAGACGUCCUUGCCAACCUCCGAGACCUACCCCACGAUCACGAACUCAUUCAGCUCGAGUUCCUUGAGAUCAAGGCACAGUCCUUGUUCGAAAAGCGAAGCAUCGCCGAGCACUUUCCUCACCUGCAAGAACAAACGGCGUGGAACAUUUUCAAGCUGCAAUUUGUCUCCAUUAAGAGCUUGUUCACAUCUAGAGCCAUGUUCAAACGGGUCAUAGUCGCUUGCCUCGUUAUGCUGUUCCAACAGUGGUCUGGAAUCAAUGCUGUCCUUUACUAUGCUCCUCAGAUUUUUGAGCAGCUCGGCCUGAGUGAGAACACGACAAGCUUACUAGCGACCGGUGUCGUUGGUGUUGCCAUGUUCAUAGCUACGAUCCCGGCAGUCCUGUGGAUUGACCGAGUGGGACGGAAGCCGGUCCUGACCGUUGGGGCCAUCGGUAUGGGUACUUGCCACAUCAUCAUUGCGAUAAUUCUGGCCAAGAACAUCGACAAUUUCCAUAACGCUCCCGCGGCGGGCUGGGCUGCUGUCUGCAUGGUGUGGCUGUUCGUGAUCCACUUCGGCUAUUCUUGGGGACCAUGUGCUUGGAUCAUUGUUGCCGAAAUCUGGCCGCUGAGCACUCGUCCCUAUGGUGUGUCGCUGGGAGCUUCCAGUAACUGGAUGAAUAACUUCAUCGUCUGCAGUGUCGGCCAGGUCACCCCCGACAUGCUCGUGGGCAUCACGUACGGGACUUACAUAAUAUUUGGUCUUCUCAUAUAUACUGGCGCAGCAUUCGUCUGGUUCUUCGUUCCGGAGACCAAGCGGCUUUCGCUGGAGGAAAUGGACCUUGUCUUCGGCUCCGAGGGUACCGCCCAAGCGGACUUUGAGCGUAUGGCGGAGAUCAAUCGAGACAUUGGUCUUACGGCACUACUCGAGCGGGACCACUAUGGCUCGGCAGCUAUCGGCGAAGAGCUCGAGAAGCCGAAAAUCGACUCUGUCAAUCAUGUACGAGUGUAG
Verticillium dahliae VdLs.17 is the source of this 1650-nucleotide messenger RNA. RefSeq names its product quinate permease. NCBI's taxonomy places the organism in Eukaryota, Fungi, Ascomycota, Sordariomycetes, Glomerellales, Plectosphaerellaceae. The coding region runs from base 1 to 1650 and encodes 549 amino acids. Gene Ontology annotation, cellular component: membrane. Gene Ontology annotation, molecular function: carbohydrate:proton symporter activity. The record is from RefSeq and is a predicted model, not a curated record. Gene Ontology annotation, biological process: carbohydrate transport; transmembrane transport. The transcript has 11 exons.